AUGUACUCCUUCAUUGGCAUCUUACUUUUGGUACUUGCAUCUAGUAGAUAUGAAGUUCUUGGUGCUUCACUUCAACCUAGAGCUGUUUCAGAUGGCUCUUUCUAUAUGUGCACCAAUGGAGGUCUCGCAACCUACUGUAUGGGUUCAAUCCAAACAGCAUGGAACCAAGGACACUUCCAAGUGAUCACAAGCGAGCACAAGUUCUUUUCGGAUCCAGCGAAUUCUUGUAAGGUUACAUCCUGGUCGCUCGAUUGGAACACUGUAAGACUGCAAAGCGUCAACCAAUUUCAAGACGCUGCCAGGCAAAUGGAUGAUUUUUGCAUACUUUCUAAGCGUCCACUUGCUAGCCCGUCAGUAGACUUAACAGAAUAUCACAAUGCCUACGUAGGAAGAGUAAGCAAUGGAUAUGUUGUGAUUCAAUUAGAUAUCGAACCAGCAACAUAUCGAUUUCAAGGUGGUGCUGGUGGAGUGCAUGCUUGA
This is a messenger RNA of Melampsora larici-populina 98AG31, 480 nucleotides long. RefSeq lists its product as uncharacterized. Lineage: Eukaryota; Fungi; Basidiomycota; Pucciniomycetes; Pucciniales; Melampsoraceae. The transcript has 4 exons. The record is from RefSeq and is a predicted model, not a curated record. Bases 1 to 480 code for a protein of 159 amino acids.